GCCGUAACCCUCGAAAAAAAAGCCUGCAACGAUGGGGUGUCCUCGCGUUUCGGCAGAAUCGCAUUGCAUCCAUAGCUGCUAGUCAGCAGCUCGCAAUGUCGUUUCCUCGCCUAAUCUAUCCAUCGGCUCUAUUCGAGAGGCUGUAUAAUGCAUAAUGGACCGGACCGACGCUACGCAGCAUUCCAACCAACGAACCAUAGAUUCCUCGGUGCAGAUAACACUUUAUAGAAAUGCUGUUAACUAGACGUCUGCCCGGAUUACUUUAUACCUACAGAUACACCGUCUAUUCGGUCGGUGUGAUCGUCGCCACCCUGCUGUACUUCUUGUUCAGAUGGAACCUGCUCUGCGUCAAUCUUCAGGCUUGGCAACACGUUAAGAGGAUGUGUCAUCUCUAUGAAGAAGGAAUGGCAAUAGGAUCCCUCUGCGCUCCUCUCUGCAUUUCCAAAGACAUCCACUCGCUAACCUGUCAUUCCUUUCAAGCAGCAAAAGAAGCAGUUUUCAGCGCCGAAUGGUACAACAUCCGACUAGUUUUCAAAUCUGUAUCCCGAGAUAUCCAGGCACUACACUGGUACGACAACGGAGUUCUCAGGUACCCAACAGAAAAAGAGUUCCUAUCGUCCAUACGUACAAUAGUCAAAAGAAAACUAAAUUUAACGUUAGCCUAUGACACAGCAGUGAGACUAUCGCGCUUAAAGCCUUCCUACGAGGAAAAGGAUUUGACGAAGAGACAGCAAGAGAUGGAUAGCUUAUGGUACCUGCUUCAAGACAACGAGUACCUCCUUUCAACUAUUUUCACAGACAAAGAUAUCUUUCCUCAACUCAUUGGUACUUGCGGUUCAUAUUUUGCCGUUGAGUACUUAGAACCGGUUCCUUCAUUAUCCUCUUACCUUUCUCUAAAUGACAAUAAAGAAGAAUGGGGUCAAAGACUACGAUUCGCCGUCCAAAUACUCGACUUACUGGAAGACCUGGACACAGGAUUCCGAGAACCCUUCCACCUCUGUAACGUAAAAUUUAACCAUUUCGGAUACGUAAAAAACAAGAAAAAACUGAAAUUUAUCGAUUUAGAUGAAGUCUAUCCCAGAUCCAUCAUAAACAAUUAUUUUAUGGAGAUUGAAUCGUGUCAAAGCGAUGAAGACUGUGAAUAUAUGGAUUGCAGGUCAGUCUGUGAUCAAACCACUGGACAGUGUCGAGGAACAGUGACCAAUAACAACCUGCAGAUAGUUUGUGAGAAGAUAUUUUUGGGUUGGGGUAUGUCCAAUACCAUUUUAGUGCCUGGUCUGUUGAUGUCACAACAUACGUCAUCGGAAUUGGCCCCUAUUUUAAGACGGUGCGCUAACCCAACUGGUGGGGAUGGUAAAUUGAGGACUAUGCCAGACAGAGAAGUGAAAAAGAGAUUGUAUACACUUUUAAACGAAAUUGAACAGUCUGUUAAUAGUGAUUUUUUUCUUUAAUAAAAUUGAGUAUGCAAUGUUCUAA
This is a messenger RNA of Sitophilus oryzae (rice weevil), 1476 nucleotides long. RefSeq names its product divergent protein kinase domain 1C (gene aln). The transcript has 3 exons. Bases 231 to 1451 code for a protein of 406 amino acids. The record is from RefSeq and is a predicted model, not a curated record. Lineage: Eukaryota; Metazoa; Arthropoda; Insecta; Coleoptera; Curculionidae.